AUGCAACUGUCAUCUGUAUCGUUGUUAAUUCCAUUUUUACUACUUAUCAUCGCAUCAAUUAUACUUUUCUGGAAUGGAAAAUCAUAUCCACAAAUAUCUUUAAUACUUAUGAAUGAUUGUCAUUUAUCAUUAAUUGAAAGUGAUCAUUUUAUAUGUGAAUCAAACCACGUUUGGAAUGAACGUAAAAAUGUCUAUCAAAUACAAGAUAAAAAAAACAUGAUGAAAUUUACGAGCAAUUUAUUUUUUCUUUCAAAUUGGGAACCAAAUUUUCAUUGUUCUCAUGCAAGACGAAUUGGUAAAAUGGGUGAUGGUGGUAAAUGGGUAUGUGAUCCUUAUCGAUUAAAAUCUCGAUUAGAUUGUCUAAUAUACAGUGCUGGAUCGAAACGUGACUUUAGCUUUG
Molecule: messenger RNA, 400 nt
Organism: Rotaria sp. Silwood2
Lineage: Eukaryota; Metazoa; Rotifera; Eurotatoria; Philodinida; Philodinidae
Source: the annotation of a GenBank genome assembly